Aphidius gifuensis is the source of this 2784-nucleotide messenger RNA. RefSeq lists its product as uncharacterized. Lineage: Eukaryota; Metazoa; Arthropoda; Insecta; Hymenoptera; Braconidae. Bases 210 to 650 code for a protein of 146 amino acids. Gene Ontology annotation, biological process: positive regulation of voltage-gated potassium channel activity; regulation of synaptic transmission, cholinergic; sleep. The record is from RefSeq and is a predicted model, not a curated record. The transcript is spliced from 3 exons.
AUAAAGAUGUUUGUCAGAUGACUAUUAGCCGGCAGAUGCUCCCGCGAUUUUCCAACAAAUUUUACAAUAAAUAAACAACAAAUGCAGUGACAAAGUGUAUUGUUAAAAAACUAAAAUAAAUUUACAAAUAUUUUUUUAAAUAAUUAUAAAAGUAAUAUAAAAUAAAAUUUCUAUUCAGUGAUAUUAGAAUUUCAAUUUAAUAAUUAAACAUGACUGUUAAUAACAAAGUAUCAAUGUUUGUAACAUUAUUUUUAUUUAUAACAUUAUUUUCAUAUGGUGAAUCAAUUGUUUGUUAUCAAUGUAACAGUGCAUUUGAUCCAAGAUGUGGUGAUCCAUUUGAUCCAUAUACACUUGGUACAGUUAAUUGUAGUUUUCAACCACAUCCAGAACAUUUGAGUAACAUUGAACCAACAAUUUGCCGAAAAGUAUCACAAACAACUGAAGGUAAAACAAGGGUUGUACGUGGAUGUGGUUAUGUUACUGAUGAAAGUAAAGAUGACAAAGCAUGUGCACGACGAACAGGUACACACAAUGUUGUUGCUCAUUAUUGUUCAUGUACUGGUGAUCUAUGCAAUGAUGCUAAUACCAAAAUUUCAAACCAUGGAAUAUAUGGAUUAUUUAGUAUUUUAAUUAUUCUAUUAGUUAAUUAAUUUAGCAAUUUAACAAAACUAAUCAUUUAUUUUUAAUAAAAUAACAUUCAAUUUUUUUCUUUUUUUUUGCAUUUUACAAAAUAUUAAAUUCAAUCACAUAUUAGGUAAUAUAAUAAAUAAAAAUUCAUUCAUUUCAAUUCGUUUAACAAUUGAAAUGAUAUUAUUUUUUUUUUAAUUAUAAUUAACACAUAAUUAUUAUUGUUAAUAUUAUGAGUGAUAAAAAAGAAUAAUGAUUUAUAGGUGUAUUAGAUAACACCAUCGUCCUUUUAUUAUCGUCCAAGGUAACUCUAGUUUGUUGAUGACAAAAUAAAUAAUUGAUUGUUUAAAAAAAGAAAAACAAACAGGAAAUAUAAAUGCAAUAAAAAGAAUAUUUUGAAAAAAUAUAUACAACGAUAACUGUUGAUAACAAAAAAGUAUACAAAAAAUAAUAUCGUUAAACGAUGUUAUAAAACUGCUAAUAAAUAUCAUCAAAACGUGAUAAGUAAUAAUAGUAACUAUUAAAAUAGUAAAAUUUAAAAAUAUUUAUUAAAAAAAAAAAACAAAAUAAAUAACUAAAAAAUAUAUGUUUUUAAUAGAGUAUAUGAAUAAAUAUCAUAGUUAAAAUAUUCUGACUGCAAAUUUCUCGAUGAAAUAUCUUGGCAAUUCAAAAAAAUAAAAACAUUAUGUAGGGGUGUAUUAGCAUCAAAAUCAUUGGAUAUUUUUAAUGAAAAUUACAGAAGCAUAAAUGAUAUAAUGACAAUUUUAAAUGUGUCCACAAUAAUUAUUAUGACAACAGUUAAAUACAAAAAAUAAAUAAUCAUUGUAUUUUACAAUUUAUUUAUGUUUUUUAAAAUUUACUUUUAUCAUACAUCUUGGACACAUUUAAAAUUACUUAAUUAAAUAAUAAAUUAAUUAGUCAUUGUAUUGUAAUGACUGAAUAUUAUCAUUUUUGCAAAUUUAAUUUUCUUAAUAUUUACAAUUUAAAUUUUUUCAUGAAAUGCUUAUUUUUUUUAUUUUUUUUUUAAAUUUAUUAUUGUAUAUUUUUAAUAAGAUUAUUAUUAUAAAUAUUGUAUAAAUCAGUAGUUUAUUUAUUUUUAACUUUCACGAGAAUAUUUUUAUUGUGGAAUAUUAUCCAUCAGGUUUUAUUUUAUUUUUUUUUCGGUGAUAAUUUUUACGCGAAUAUUUUUUCUUUGAGAUUUUUUGUUCGGGAAAUUUUUCGUCAGAAUAUUGUAACUAAGAUAUUUACUCAUGAAAUGAUUAUUAAUAAUAAUUUGUAAAUAGAAAUUUAUUUAAAAUUUAAUGUGGAUAAUUCAAUCUAGGGCCUUGAUAUUUAUUUAUAUUUAUAUAAAAUAUAUAAAAUAGGCCUAAUUAAAUUGUUUUUCGUUUUUGGUAAUUUUUAUUUCGAAAUGAGCAUCUUAAAUUAAAAAAUUGGUUGAUAGUAAUUUUUUAAAUACCAAAUAUAUAUUUUAAAAAACGAUGAUUAAUAUUGCCAGACCCUACCUCAAUUAUAUUCAAAGCAAAUACAAUUUUUUAUCUCGCUCAAUAACAACAAAAUUAUUUUCUAAAUUGCAAAAGAAAAAGUUUAGAUAAAUUUAGCUAAAUUAAUAAAAAUAUUUUAAAAAUUAGUUUUAUCAAUAAAAUAAUAAUUGUUUAUUAAUUUAUUGCCCGGAAUUUAUGUCGUGAAGACAGUCGCAUGUAUGCCUUAAAAAAUAACAAUUAGUGUAUGAAAAAAAAAAGAUAAUAAUAUUAAAACAAUAUCAAAAAAAUAUAAUUUAGUAAUAUUUUAAAUAAGUCAAAUAAAAAAAAAACAUAAAUCGUUGUUAAAUAAAAAAUUUUUGCAAAUCAGUGUUUACUCAAUAUUACAAUACAAAAGAAAUUUAUUUAAUGAACAAUAUUUUUAUUCAUUAUUUAUUGUUAUAAACAAAUUAUUACAAAUAUUAAUAAAUUACUUUGUCAAUGUCCAUCAACGAGUUUCAACGCGCUGCGUAUUUAAAUAAAAAUUCUAAUUCAUUACAAGUAAUUCGUCAAUAAUGUUUUCCUUUUUUUUUUUUUAGAAAGUAAAUUAUUAUUUACACAAGAAAAAUAUUAAUAGAAUGAAAAAGAAACAACACUUGUAUGCAAUUAUUACUGAAUAAACAAUAUUAAAAACUGAAAA